Messenger RNA from Tripterygium wilfordii, 2755 nucleotides. Its product is annotated as calcium-dependent protein kinase 34-like. The record is from RefSeq and is a predicted model, not a curated record. The transcript has 8 exons. Gene Ontology annotation, molecular function: calcium/calmodulin-dependent protein kinase activity; calcium ion binding; ATP binding. Lineage: Eukaryota; Viridiplantae; Streptophyta; Magnoliopsida; Celastrales; Celastraceae. Gene Ontology annotation, biological process: peptidyl-serine phosphorylation; protein autophosphorylation; intracellular signal transduction. Gene Ontology annotation, cellular component: nucleus; cytoplasm. Bases 255 to 2021 code for a protein of 588 amino acids.
UUCUUGGAUAAUUUUGACAGAUCAAACCAAUAUUAUCCAAUGUCUCCAUACCCUUAUCACCACAGAAAGUAAUAAAUCUUGUUGAUAUGGUUUUUUUUAUUUAGAAAAACAAAAACAAAAAAAUCUGUCACAAUUAACAGUCAUGGGAAGUUAGUUCAAAAGGGCCAACUAACAUAGAGGGAGAAAAUAUUUCCCGCGAAAUCCUCUGAACCUUUGUCUUGAAAUGGUAUUGCCCUCACAGCUCAAGAGCAUGAAUGACUGUUUCAAUCCUCCCCAAAUUUCAAACAGCCAAAUCCACCCUGUUUCCUAUUCUUUUCCACCCUUUUUCUUCCAAUGUCAUUCUCUCUUCAUUCAACACCCCCCAAUUCACUCAAAACGCUCCCUCCUCCAUUCCUCCAUUUUCCCUCUCCCUCCUCCCUUGUACAAUAAUGGGCAAUUGUUGCUCUCAAGGCAACACCGCCACCGAGGAAGAUAAGGGAGAACCUGCACCAGCGAAUCCUCCUAAUAAUGGCAACAAUGCUGCCACCACCCUUGAUGCUUCCACCGCAAAAACUGCUCCUCCUUCCCCUUCCCCUGGAACAUCCUCCAAGCCUGCCAAGACCUCCCCUAUCGGCCCCGUCUUAGGACGGCCAAUGGAGGAUGUGAAAUCAAUUUAUUCAAUUGGGAAGGAGUUGGGUAGAGGACAAUUUGGGGUAACCCAUUUGUGUACUAAUAAGAGCACUGGUGAGCAGCUUGCCUGCAAAACGAUCGCAAAGAGGAAGCUUGCGAAUAAGGAGGAUAUUGAGGAUGUUAGGAGGGAGGUUCAGAUAAUGCACCAUUUGACAGGACAGCCUAAUAUAGUGGAACUUAAAGGUGCUUAUGAGGAUAAGCAUUCUGUUCAUCUGGUGAUGGAGUUGUGCGCAGGAGGAGAGCUUUUUGAUAGGAUUAUUGCUAAAGGGCAUUACACAGAACGCGCUGCAGCAUCACUGCUGAGGACGAUCGUCCAGAUUGUGCAUACCUGUCAUUCCAUGGGAGUCAUUCAUAGAGAUCUCAAGCCUGAGAAUUUCCUCUUGUUGAAUAAAGAUGAGAAUUCACCUCUCAAGGCCACUGACUUUGGUCUCUCUGUGUUUUACAAGCCAGGAGACGUAUUCAAAGACAUUGUUGGCAGUGCAUAUUACAUUGCGCCUGAAGUUCUGAAGAGGAAAUAUGGACCAGAAGCUGAUAUAUGGAGUGUUGGGGUCAUGCUUUAUAUCCUUCUCUCUGGAGUUCCUCCAUUUUGGGCCGAAUCGGAGCAUGGGAUAUUCAAUGCUAUUCUACGAGGACAGGUUGAUUUUACAAGUGAUCCGUGGCCCUCGAUUUCUCCUCAAGCAAAGGAUCUUGUAAGGAAGAUGCUGAAUUCAGACCCCAAGAUGAGGUUGACAGCUCAACAAGUUCUAACUCAUCCAUGGAUUAAGGAGGACGGAGAAGCACCAGAUACUCCUCUUGACAAUGCAGUUUUGUCUAGGCUCAAACAGUUCAAAGCAAUGAAUCAGUUCAAGAAAGUUGCUCUUCGGGUCAUCGCAGGCUGCCUAUCAGAGGAAGAGAUCAUGGGAUUGAAGGAGAUGUUCAAGGGCAUAGACACUGACAAUAGUGGUACAAUCACACUAGAAGAGCUCAAACAAGGACUUGCUAAGCAAGGCACAAAACUCUCUGAAUCCGAAGUGAAGCAAUUAAUGGAAGCUGCUGAUGCAGAUGGUAAUGGAACCAUAGACUAUGAUGAGUUCAUCACAGCUACAAUGCAUCUGAACAGAAUGGACAGAGAGGAACAUCUUUACACCGCCUUCCAACACUUUGAUAAAGAUAACAGCGGAUACAUUACAACUGAAGAGCUGGAGCAAGCACUCCAUGAAUUUGGUAUGCAUGAUGGGAGAGACAUAAACGAAAUCCUCUCAGAAGUCGACAACGAUAAUGAUGGCCGGAUCAACUACGAUGAAUUUGUGGCAAUGAUGAGGAAAGGAACCCAAGAAACAAAUCCAAAGAAGCGGCGUGAUGUGUUUGUUUGAUUAUACUGGUUAUAGUACAUUGGUGGGAGGAGGGGAUGGGGGAAUACUAACAAAAAAAUAUCAUCAGUGAUUUAAAUUUGAUCGUGUACAUUAAAAUUUGUUAGAAACGUGGAGCAACUGGGAGGGGAAACAGAUGGAUUAACAAGAACUGAAGUUUGUAUACAUUGUAAUCCAAGGAGUACUCGUGUUUUUACAGAUGCUUAGGAAUUCAAAAUGGGUGUUUGUGUUUCUUAAUCUAUGUAUUUAUACUCGUCUCCCUCUAGAUAUAGACAAUACUAUCCUUGUUUAUGAGGCUUUCAUGGGUAAAUGUUACAGGCCCUUGUCACUAAAAUAAAUAAACAGUAGCAGCUACAAACUGGAGUUAAUUAUAAAAGCAGAAGUAUAAUGCAGUAGAAACAGACAUAAAAUAGAGUAAGCAGGGAAGCCUAGGUGGAGGUGAAAGUCAAAAGUGAUGGGUGGUGAGUUGAUAGAAAUGUUCUUGAUACUAGAAAAGUCAUGGAUUUGCUAGAACUGAGGAUGCUCACAAAUUCUUUUGCCGCUAUCUACAAAGUAAUUCCUAGAUAUACUACACAACACACACUAUCCAUUACUCAGAUAUGAAAAACUUCCCAAAUUUCUAAUAGAACGUCAAAUUGAUUCCCAGUUCACCAAAUUCUUAACAUCAGAAACUGGAUAUUCCAAUAUAACAUGCAACAUUACCUUCACAAACUAACAAUAUUGGGAACUUAAGAACA